This is a messenger RNA of Caenorhabditis briggsae, 1488 nucleotides long. NCBI's taxonomy places the organism in Eukaryota, Metazoa, Nematoda, Chromadorea, Rhabditida, Rhabditidae. The transcript has 6 exons. Gene Ontology annotation, molecular function: heme binding; oxidoreductase activity, acting on paired donors, with incorporation or reduction of molecular oxygen, reduced flavin or flavoprotein as one donor, and incorporation of one atom of oxygen; iron ion binding. Gene Ontology annotation, biological process: xenobiotic metabolic process. The record is from RefSeq and is a predicted model, not a curated record. The coding region runs from base 1 to 1488 and encodes 495 amino acids. Gene Ontology annotation, cellular component: cytoplasm; intracellular membrane-bounded organelle.
AUGUUCGUGAUUUUGUUCUUCACGGUGUUCGCUGUCUAUUUGGGCUAUGAAUUGUAUUGGAAGCGUCGGAAUCUACCACCUGGUCCAUGUCCAUUGCCAGUUUUUGGAAAUCUAUUGUCUAUUAAUAACCCACCACCUGGAUACGCUGCAUUUGAAGGAUGGACCAAGAAGUAUGGAGAUGUGUAUACCUUUUGGAUUGGAAGCAGACCCCAUAUUAUGAUCAACACCUACGACAAGGUGAAAGAAACGUUCAUUCGAGAUGCCGAAACCUACACCAAUAAAGUUUGUCUCCCAGCAGUUGACUUCUUCCGUGGUGGAGAUCAUGGAGUCAUCGAUUCUAAUGGUGCCAAAUGGAGGGACCAUCGUAGAUUCGCUCUAACUAGUUUAAGAGAUUUCGGGUUGGGAAAGAACCUGAUGCAGGAAAAAAUCCUUCUGGAAGUUCAAGAUGUCUUUGUCAAAUUCGAUGCUACUGAAGGACAAGAAACAGAAAUCCCACCAGUUUUUGAUAACGCUAUUGCAAAUGUAAUCAAUCAACUUUUAUUUGGUUAUCGGUUUGAUGAGACCAAACAAGACGAGUUCCAAGAGCUCAAACGAAUCAUUGAUGCUCCUCCAGAACUAUUCGGAAAGCUCCAUAUAUUCCUGGCUAUGAAUAUUCCAAUCCUUGCAAAACUCAUGCCGGAAUCGUUGUACGAAAAACCGUUUAAGGAUUUCCGAGAUACUGGUUUUGGAUUCUUCCGGGCUCAAGUAGAGAAGCACAGAGAGCAAAUAGACUUUGAAGAUCUGGAUUCUGACAGUUCGGAUUAUGUAGAGACAUAUCUGAAGGAGCAGAGGAAGAGACAAAAUGAGGGAGAUGAGGGAACGUUCAGCAAUAUCCAAUUGGAAAACAUGCUGAUGGAUAUGUGGUUUGCUGGCCUUGGCACCACUACAAACACCACUACAUGGGCAUUGAGUUAUAUUUUGCACUAUCCAAAGGUUCAAAUGAAGAUCCAUGAGGAACUGGAUAGAGUCGUAGCAAGCGAUAGACUUAUCACCACCGCUGAUAAGAAUGACUUGCCGUAUAUGAACGCUUUUCUCAAUGAAACCCAACGAUGUACCAAUCUUGUUCCAUUGAACAUGCAACACGAGACCACCAAGGAUACAGUAAUCAAUGGGUAUCAUAUCCCUAGAGGAACUGGAGUUGUUGCUCAAAUUAGUACUAUCAUGAUGGACGAGAAAACAUUCCCAGAUCAUGAAUCUUUCAAGCCAGAAAGGUUUAUAGAUGAGAAUGGAAAAUUGAAAAAGGUGGAGCAACUUGUUCCAUUCUCGGUUGGAAAACGACAAUGUCUAGGAGAAGGGCUUGCUAGAAUGGAACUAUUCCUUUUUAUUGCCAACUUUUUGAAUCGAUACGAGUUAUCCCCAUCCAAACAAGGGCCACCGUCGUUGGAGAAGAAGUGUGCAACUAUGGUCGAGCCAAGAAUAUUCUCUGGAAUUUUGAAGAAGAGAAGAUAA